Melanaphis sacchari is the source of this 5460-nucleotide messenger RNA. It is a transcript of the gene Camta, whose product is annotated as calmodulin-binding transcription activator 1. Lineage: Eukaryota; Metazoa; Arthropoda; Insecta; Hemiptera; Aphididae. Gene Ontology annotation, molecular function: protein binding; double-stranded DNA binding; transcription coregulator activity. The transcript has 31 exons. The record is from RefSeq and is a predicted model, not a curated record. Gene Ontology annotation, cellular component: nucleus. Bases 335 to 4072 code for a protein of 1245 amino acids. Gene Ontology annotation, biological process: regulation of transcription by RNA polymerase II.
CGUCCGACAAACGCGUGUUUCGUAAUGCCUUUCCGCCGUUUUCGUCCGAUUGGUCAUCCCGUCGCGUACGACGUCGUCGUAAAGUAAAAUCGUUGUAUCAACGGUCAUCGCGAUAAUACAAUUGUUUGCAGAUCUUGAAUCACAACACGGCAUUUUUUUUUUUUUUUUUUUUUUUAAUCGGUAUACCCAUAGAUGCUCGACGGUCGUGACUUUUGAGCUCGAUUUUUUUUCUUCGAUUUUGCGAUGUCUUUCUGAUUGACGGGACGCAGCUAUACAAUACGACGGCGAGCUCACAUGAAAGACGAUUGUCAUUUUUACCGACGGUAAAAAUAAAAUGUCUAGUCGUCAUGAGUCGUUCACUGCAGAAUAUUGUACGGGUGAAACAGUCACACUGUACAGUCAACAACACCAUACAAGAAUACAUCUACAAACUCACGCCCAAGCAACACACAAUCACAUUCCAUUAAAUCAAAAAGGGGAACCAAUUAAAUUGCCAGAUAACUUGGAGAGUUUGCCACGUGCUGAGCAUUUUCCUGUUCAAAGACAUCGCUGGAACACUAACGAGGAAAUAGCAGCAAUACUUAUCAAUUUUGAAAGACAUAGCGAAUGGCAGUCAAAAGAAGUAAAAAUAAGGCCCAAGAGUGGUUCAAUGUUAUUAUAUAGCAGGAAAAAAGUGCGGUACAGGCGUGAUGGAUAUUGUUGGAAAAAAAGGAAAGACGGCAAGACUACUCGCGAAGACCACAUGAAGUUGAAAGUCCAAGGAACUGAGUGUAUUUACGGGUGCUAUGUACAUUCAGCGAUACUUCCGACAUUUCACAGAAGAUGUUAUUGGUUAUUGCAAAAUCCUGAUAUGGUGUUGGUACACUAUUUAAAUGUACCGUAUCCGGAUGACAAUAAAUUAUCGGUAAUUUCACCAAGCCUCGCAUUGUGGGCUGAUCGUAAAGAGUGGACGAAAGACGAAUUACUAUCUCAGUUAAAACCCAUGUUUUACGAGGAAGACCCUGACCUUAGCAACGAAAUGGAAGUAUCGACGGCUGAGUGCGUAGCCGCUAUGGUCACACAGCUGAUGGAGUGGCAGAAGAACGCCAGGGCUACGUUACUUAGUCGAACGCUUGAAUGCGGAUGUCCGGACUCAACGUGUGCGGAUGGACAAUCGUGCUCGCGCCCGAUCAGACGGAUUUCUCCAUCAGAUAGCAAUCAGGUGUCAUCAACGACUGGGAAUCGAUCGCGUCCCGGUACAAUGUUGCUCACCAACCACCACGUUAAUUCGUCCAGGACCACGAUGAACACAUUAAUGAUCGCUAAUCACGCCAAUCAUAAGCAAGCACAAAGUGGACCAACCUCCUUGAACACUACAAUGAAUAACAACUUGUUGUCGAAUUCCACAAGGGAUUUUCGCAAUCAACCACAACAACAGCAACCGCAACAACAACAAAUAAUACUCAAGCACGAUUGCAGAGAUAACAAUCAAAUGUUGAACAACAGACAACCACCAAUCAAUGUGACAGACAAUAAUCAUAUACCUACAACAAUGAUUUCAUAUAAACCACAAGGUUCAGACGAAGUGAUUCACGUGUAUACCGAAAAACAAACGUAUCACACUUCACAAAAUCAGGACGAUAACACUGUACAUCUGUUCCAUGGACAAGAUCACUUAAAACAACAGUCGGAUCACGUUAAAUCAGAAUUCUAUGAUGUCACGUUAGAUUUGUCCCACGACGACAUACAACAGACGCUUUCAGCCAACAUGCCAGUUUCGUGUGCCAAUGCUGAUCAGUUAUUACGGUUGGAUGACGACCAUAGUAAUAAAAAUUUAGAUGGUACUGGAGACGAUGUAUUUGUAAGUCUUGAUGCAUUUGAUAUGCUUACUGACUUCCAAGAACUUGAUAUCCUAGAACAUGCUACGCAACAUGCUUCAAAUUUGGUUACGGAAAUAGGAACAAACGCCGCGGAUAUGCAGCCACAUGAGCAAACGCAAUUAGACAAUAUGGAUGUUCUACAAAUAACCGAUUACUGUCCUGAAUGGGCAUUUCCAGAGGGAGGUGUAAAGGUAUUGAUCACGGGUCCUUGGUUUUCUUCCUCAUCAUACACUGUUAUGUUUGAUACGAUCACAGUUCCAAGCACUUUAAUUCAAGGAGGUGUUUUAAGAUGCUACUGUCCAGCUCAUGAUAUAGGCACCGUCACAUUGCAAGUAGUCAUUGAUGGCAGGCCAGUAUCAACUACCGCCAUAUUUGAAUACCGUCAACACGAAUUUCCGUUAACCAUAUCUUCGUUAUCGAUGGCACAUACACCUUCUCUACUCAAGUUUCAUUUGCUACAAAAACUUGACUCCGUCGAAGAUUACUUACAGUCAAACAAUCAACAAACAGACCAACCAUUAAAAGAUAAUAUUGUAAUGUUCAGCAAACCCAAUUUUGAAGAUCAACUUGUAAAUUAUUGUGAAAAAAUGAAACAAUUCUCGUGGAAAUCUGAAUCCGAAUAUAAUGUUAAACAAUUAGAAACUGAAACUACUAUUUUACAUAUGGCAGCAUUUUUGGGAUAUUCUAAACUCGUGUGCAUACUACUUCAAUGGAAAUUAGAAAAUGUAUCAAUGUUUUUGGAAAUGGAAGUCAAUGUUUCAAAGCAAGAUCGUGAAGGAUAUACGCCUUUGAUGUGGGCUUGUAAAAAAGGACACAAAGAUACAGCGGUGUUACUGUGUCAAUGGUAUCAAACUGUUCAAAAUUCAAAUAACAAUUUUAAUCAAGAUUACUCUCAACCCGAUAUAUUAGAAUCCGUUAAUCAGUAUUUUAACGAUUUCAAUCAAAAUCAGUAUUGCAACAGUGAAAAUUUAAGUAACGAUGUAUUUUUAAGGCCUGAUGGAAUCAAUAAUGAUGUUAAAAAAGAAAUCAAUCAAACAACCAACGAAUCAAAUAAUCUAGUAACGUCACCUAAUAAAUCUGUUCCCAUGUUAUGUUCAAAAGAAGAAAUAACCAAAUCAGAUAAAAAUGAAAUAAAACCACAAGAAACUCAAGGUUCCAAAAGACCACUACCUAAUAGUUUUUUCCAGACAGACGACUAUUAUGAUCAAUUCUGCAAACCAUCGCUCUAUUUCCCAUCUAUUCAAAAGUUCCAAAAGAGUUUAUUUCUUCCACUACAAUCUCCUACAUCAGACAGCGGAAAUUCGUCAGAGAAAUCACCAGUAUUAUCAAAGUCUGAUUUUAUAAUUUGGGAACAUGAUAUUCGUGUUUUAACAUUAGCUGAACAGUUCAUAGCGGCUAUGCCUGAUCAUAUUAAGAAUGAAAACGGGUCACAUGGUAAAAUUGUAGAAUCAUCAAUCAUUAGAAUGGAAGUGCUUGACGAUCCUCCGUCAUCUGUGUCGUCGUGUUGUUUUGAUACAAACUCUGAAAUUAACACGGAAUUCAACGAACACAUUUAUCAUUAUCGGCAAAAAGAUCGAGAAAUAGAAACACCUACGUCAAGUACCAGUUUAACCUUAAGUCCAGUAUCCAGUGCAUCACAAUGUUCACCUGCUUCACCGCCACCGACUGCCGCAGAUCUAUGUGAAUUUCUCCACGCCUCAUCAAACAACCAAUACUUUGAAAAGAAUUUUUCAAAUCUUACACUGUCUGAUUACGAACAACGUGAGUUAUACGAGGCAGCUAAAACUAUUCAGAAAGCAUACAGGACGUACAAAAAAAGAGAAGAAGACAAAGAAAUUUCAGCUGCUUCCAUCAUUCAAAACUAUUAUCGCCGUUACAAACAAUAUGCAUAUUACAAGCAGAUGACAAAAGCUGCGAUUCUAAUUCAAAAUAAGUAUCGUGUAUACAGAAGACAUAAGCGGUUUAAAAAUGACACUUCUCAUUACAUUAAUAACACUUUCACUGUCAUUAAAAAAAAUCAAAAUCAAAAACGUCAAAAUCAAGCAGCUCGAAAAAUUCAACAAUUUAUGAGACAGUCCAAGAAUGGUACAUCUCCUCCUGUCACUAUCAACGAACGGACUUUUGGAUCUCGUAAACGGGAAGCUAACGGCAAUCACAACAUGAAAUAUCCACCGACAAAAGUGGCCCAAUACUCGACAUUCAACCACCAUUGAUGCCUGACGUUGCACCGCCGUUUAUUAUAUAUUAUUAUAUUAUGUUAUUGUAAAAUAUUAUGAUUAAUAGCUUAAAAUCUUAGGCUUCAGUAUAUGUAGUAUAGUUACUUAUUGACAGCGUUUUAAUAUUGUUUAGUAUCGAUGUACGUAAAUUUCUUCCGGACAGUAUUAAUAUGAAGACGUCGUAACGGCGUGUUUAAAACAAAACACGUACCUAUAUUCACUGUUAUAGGAUGUAUAGGUAGGCACUUUAAAGUUAUUAAAAUUGUACAUUAAUAAUAAUAGGUAUGUUAAAAACGUCGGCGGUCGUGCGUCUUGGAACGAAUGUGGUUCCACCCCCUACCCCUGUAAUUCACGUACCAAGGUAUACACCGCAAUCGCAUUGGUUGGUACCUAUAUAUAUAUUAUAUAAUAUAUACAUAAUAUUUUGUUUUCGUACACCGCUUUAUUCGAUGUACUGUAUUUUAACGUUUAUAUAUUAUUAUUAUAUUGUCUACUAUUAUUAUUAUUAUCGAAUCGAUUUUAUUUUAAUCGUUUGAUAUUUACUUCAUCGUAUACUAUUGUAAUGUUUAUAUAUUAUUAUUAUGUAGUUAUUUUUGUACACACACACAUACACACACACACACACACACACACAUACACACACAAUUAAUAUUUUAUGAUCAUUUGACGAACUCGCGGUGGGUAAAAAAUAUGGACGUUUUACCGGGGGCAUAGAUGAUUAUUGUUAUUAUAUUAUAUUAUUACUAUAAUAUCAUAAUAUUAUAUUAUGUAUAUUAUACAAAUGUACGUACAUUUGUCCAUAAUGUUAUCAAUCAUUAUCAUGUAUACGAAAAUACAGGCUCAAAAAUACAUCGAACCGUAGCGAAUAGGAAUGUACAGGAACGGUACACAUCAUAUAGAAUUUCUACAAUAUUUUUAUGUGAGGCUCAACAACUUUUUGAGUAGAUAUAGCGACGGAGUUUUCCAUAAAUCAAUGACGAUGUCGUAGGUCCGGGACCACGUGAUGCACGCACAGAUUUGGCUUUUGUUUUGAAAUAAUUAAAAAUCAUUACGCUUCAGAGUAACACGUUCGUCUUUUGUAAAAAUAUAAAUAUUACACUUCAUUAUACAACGGCAAUAACAACAAAGUUCAAAUAGGAAUGAUUUAGUUUUUAUUCAGAUAUCAUAGCGCCGCCGCACACGUAUAUUAUAAUAAUAAACAUAAUCGCGUGCAACUUACAGUGAUCAAUAUAAAUCAUUUUAUCCUUCACAAUAUUACUCAGCUACCAACGCGUCGUUAAUGCGACUACUUCGUGUGUACUUUUUUCGUUUACGGCUAAUCAUAUAAUAUUAUUAGCGUGUUUGUUACGAUAUAUUAAAAUCUAUGGUAUGACACAAUUUUAUAA